Messenger RNA from Rotaria sp. Silwood2, 1313 nucleotides. The record is from the annotation of a GenBank genome assembly. NCBI's taxonomy places the organism in Eukaryota, Metazoa, Rotifera, Eurotatoria, Philodinida, Philodinidae.
CGCUAUUAACUGUACCCAAUACGGCUACACGUGAAUCAAUGGUAAAGGUUGUGCACGACUUAAUCUCUUUCGACAUUUGCAUGAAAUUCAGUCAGGAAGAACAUCUUCGAUUACAUAUGAAAUACUUGGUUUCAACGAUGCUGGAGAAGUAACCAACCAAACAAGUUCAGAUUUUGUCAAGUUUGAAAUCAAUUUUUUUUAAUUUUUAGAGUAUGAAUUAUAAAAAUUGUCGAACAGCAAAUGAAAUUUGUGAUCGAUCAACAAAAAUUAUUACAUUCAUCGAUCUUGCGGGACAUAAGAAAUAUAUGAAAACCACUGUCUUUGGCCUUGCUGCACUUCAUCCUGAUUUUGCUAUGUUAUGUGUUGAUGCACCAACAGGCAUUGUUGACACAACUCGUGAACAUUUAUCACUUGCCAUUACCUUGGGUCUACCAGUGUUUGUAAUCAUUAAUAAAAUUGAUGCGUGUUCAGAAGUAACUAUACAACAAACAAUUGAAUGUUUAACUUCAUUACUUAAACAUGGUGAUGGUUUCGUACAAUUUAAGCCAUAUUUUAUUCAAAACGAAGGUGAUCUUAUCAAAGCGGCGGAUAUUUUUGUCGAGAAAAACAUCUGUCCAAUAUUACCUGUAUCAUGUGUUACUGGUCAAAAUAUUGAUCUACUUAAAAAAUUUCUCAAUAUUCUUCCUCCACGUCUUAGCAGUAGUGAACAAGAAAUUCUCUCACAAUUACCUGUCGAAUAUCGCAUCGAUCAUAUUUAUACUAACAAUACAUCGAAUGAGGUUGUCGUCGGUGGUACGCUACGAAGUGGCACGAUUCAUGAAGGAGACAGUUUUCUAGUUGGUCCAAUGUCUGACGGUCGCUUUGUUCCAACAAAAGUAGCAACUAUUGAACGAUAUCGUGUACCACGACGAAUAGUCCGUGCUGGUCAAGCUGCUUCGCUCAGUCUUCUAGACAUUGAAAGCAGCCGAUUAAGAAAAGGUAUGGUUCUUGUUUCACCUGCGGUAAACCCAGAAGCAUGCUAUGAAUUUGUUGCUGAAAUCUCUCUCACUAUGCAUCAUACCAAUACACCAAUACAUAAAGGUUUCGAAACAACUGUACAAAUAGAAAAUAUUCGUCAAACAGCAGUUAUUAUCGAUAUGAAUAUAGAUGAAUUAUAUGCGAACGAAAAAGCUAUUGUAACAUUUCGAUUUAAGACACGAUGUGAAUACGUACUUGAAGAUGCACGUCUAAUAUUUCGAUCUGGUCAACAAACUAAGGGAAAUGGUCGAGUAAUCAAAGUAUUCUCUCAAAAUCAACAGAAUACAACGACUUGA